Molecule: messenger RNA, 3269 nt
Organism: Schistosoma haematobium
Lineage: Eukaryota; Metazoa; Platyhelminthes; Trematoda; Strigeidida; Schistosomatidae
Product: Fanconi anemia group J protein, variant 2
Exons: 3
Coding region: 1196-1858 (220 amino acids)
Biological process (GO): nucleotide-excision repair; double-strand break repair involved in meiotic recombination
Cellular component (GO): nucleus
Molecular function (GO): DNA helicase activity; DNA binding; ATP binding
Source: RefSeq, a predicted model, not a curated record
CUUUCCAUCUGCUGAUUUAAGUUUUUAGUAUCUGCUAUCACACUCAGUUUAAUUCGAACUCCCUUGUCAUACAGAGAGAGUAGGAAUGUUUGCUACCUUCCAUCACUUGGGAAGCGAAAUUUGACACCGAUUCGGUGUAAACAAUAUGGACGUUCAUUUUCACUGGAUGGGAUUUGUUUAAGUUGGACACUAGACGGAGUUUUCUUUCAUGUUGUCCUUAAAGAUGGAUAGGACGAAUAAAACUAACAGAUAUGAAUAUUAAUUUGUAUCAGAGUAGAUGAUUUCCCUGUGUUCAUCUGGGAAUUCGAUUGCAUUACAUACGGAUAUCUGGCAGUAUUGUGAAUGUACUGAAAUUGGGAAUGUGUUAAUAAUUGUCUUUAGACUUGGUGAAUUGAUAAUAACUUGUUUACUAUUAAGUUUUAUUCGUUCGAUAUCUAUAAUACCCAUUACUGAGGAGCCUCUGUUCAGAUCGAAACAACUGUUCGGUAGCUCUUCAGUUCUUAACACGUUCACUAGAUGGACUCCAUACAUGACACAAACUUAUUGUUGAUCUGUUAUUAUUGCACCCAUUUUGAAAAGUGACUUUAUCGAAUUCUUUUCUUCGUUUCCUCUACUUUACAGCCUCGUUUUGUGGAAAACAAAGAAUUAUCCUUAAAUUUCUGGUGUUUAAAUCCAUCUGUAGUGUUUUCACAGUUAGCAUCAAUGGCGCAUUGUGUAAUCCUAAUGAGCGGUACUCUAUCACCAUUGGAUUCACUUGAAGCUGAACUAAAUGUACAAUUUCCAUUACGUUUAGAAGCAAAUCACGUCAUUUCAAAUAGUCGUCUGUUAGUAACAACAUUAUCACACGGUCCAAACGGUACACGACUUUGUGCUACCUAUCAGCACCAGAAUACCUAUACAUUUCAAGAUGAGAUUGGUGCGGUUGUUGUCAAUGCGUGUCGUUUAGUACCUGGUGGUGUAUUGUGUUUUCUACCAUCCUAUAGUCUAUUGGAUAAGCUAAUACAAAGAUGGGAGGUGAAAAGUUAAUGCUUUUUGUUUUACUAAUUCUAUAGUAGUCAUAAAUUUGAUUCUUGUCUAUCCAUUCAUCAUUUUUGCAAUGAAAUAAACUUAUCUCUUACUGAUUACACUGCAAUCACAAUUCCCAAUAAAUAGUUCUUAGGCUAUUCAUUUAACUGGAUUGCUGAAUAAUUUAAAUAUGAUAAAACAUGUUAUGAUUGAACCGAGAUCAUCUGUUGGUUUAGAUGAUUGGCUUGAAGAGUUUUAUACUUCAGUAAAUCAAAAUGUUCCAAAUGCCAAAUUGAAGUCAAGACGAAAAUCAAUUGAUCAGGCUAAUAAUAAUGAAUCACCAUCACUGAAUGGAAAAUCUCUUAUGUUAAAUAAAUCAGGAUCAAUUAUAUUUGCAGUUUGUCGUGGUAAAGUUAGUGAAGGCUUGGAUUUUGCUGAUUCUUAUGCACGUUUAGUAAUUGCCAUUGGAAUUCCUUAUCCAGCAUUCACAAAUCCUCAGGUCCAACAAAAACGUGAAUUUAACGAUGCGCUUUAUAAAUCCUCAGCCAAAAUGGCCUGUACAGAUAAGCAUAUACGAUCACCAUUACAAAAUCUUAAUUCAUCUGUGGAAAAAUAUGAUACAAAUGAUGAUAUAACUUCUUCCACCUCUAAUGUCUCUUCUCCAAGACGUAGAAAAGUACUCAGUGGAUCAGAAUGGUAUGAUGCUCAAGCCUAUAGAGCAUUAAAUCAAGCAUUAGGACGUUGUAUUCGACAUGCAAAUGAUUGGGGUUCUAUUUUAUUGGCUGAUGCACGUUUUGUGGAACAAUCAUCUCGUUAUAUGUGUGGUAUAAGUCGUUGGAUCCGAUCUAGGUAAUUAUUCCAAUCUGAAUUUUCUUCUUGUUUAUAUUUAUGUCACUUUACUGAUAGAGACAACGAUAACAAACUGAACGACAUAUAAAUGUGUGACCAACACUCACUUGGACUUUCAGUGCUCACGCUACAGAAGUAAGCAGGAAGAAACCUUGGAGAGACCAAAAAGCAUGGGGUCAAACCACUAAUCAUUGACUUAUUUAAACUGAGGUCUACCUAGUCUUAGGAUUGUACAAUAACUGCUAUUAUUGUUUAGAGAUGUUGGCUGACAUAACACAGAAUCAGUCACAAUGACGACACAUAUGGACUCACUCUCUAUCUUCCACUGAAUCUUAAAUUUCAACGUUCCUCCACACACAUAUCUUUUCACUUCGUCUUCUACAACCAUAUUCUCAGUACGUAUGUUCAUUUCGACAUACAGAUGAAGAAAUGAGAAUUAGGGAAGGCAGAUGCAUUUGUUGGAAAUACUACUCAUUAUAUGAACUAGUAUAGCUCAGAAUAGUCGACAGUUAGUGCAACAAGGUGACAGCUAUUGGAUAAAAUAAUAACCGUACAGAAGUACACACAAGGAAUACAUGAAUGCAGAAUUACAAUCACACGAACAUGAGAUGUGUGUGUUGAAGGUUACAAUUUUCUAUAAAGUCGAUAGAGUUAUUGGGAUGGUAAAAGUGACUCACAUGCUGUCUGAGUUGCUAAAACCUGCUUUAAGUUGGGAUAAAUCACGCAGGCAUGUAGUAACAUAGGUGCUACAAGUUUUUAUUGGAACUUUUUCAAUUGCGAACUGAAAACAAUUGGAAAACAAUACAGCACUGUGUAGUUGUUUCAAAUUUUUCAUUGCUGACCCCCCAAGAGACCUUCAGAUCUCGGAGGCUUAAACCAACUACUCGUUGAUCCAGUGGUUCAAGAUGUUAGCUUUGGUCAACUCGCAACAGAGAGCGACAACAUCGACAUUUGUCCUUUUGAUUUAUGUGGCUGAGAUUCAUCAGUUGUAGAGCAAGUUGGGUGAGGAACGGCCAAAAGAAAACAUGGCAUCCGUUCACGAAAUCACUAACUGUCGAACGUAGCUGUUUCAUUGCAUACUUUUCAGCUGGGAUUUGCACUAAAACUGUGACCAAUGGUUGUAAACUUUGGAAUGGCAUGAUUCAGAAUCAAUUACAGUAGAGCACAUAUGAUUCGAAAUAAAACGUGAAAUUCACCUCAAAAUUUCUAUCACAUCUCGCCACAAUAGCAGUUUAUAAAUAAGACUUUUUUUUGGCUGAUAUACGUCAUGUAAUUUAAUCAUACUAACCACAGUUUCUAUAUAUUAAUGUCUAGUUUAUAAUUUACAUCAUAGCGUAACUUCAGCUAAGGAAUUUUUUGAAAAGGAGGAAACCGUAAACUUUUGUUUGAUCGUAACAUGUAGCUCUUUCUAAUUG